AAAACAAAUUUUAUGUUUAUAUUUGCAUGCAUUUUGAAUUUGUCAAUUGCGAUCAAAAACAUCCAGACACUAUCUUACGAAGAGAGAAUUGAGUUGUGGAAUUUAGAAAAUGAGCAAUUUGAGGAGUUAAUAAUUCAACCAACUUUGAGUUAUUAUGAUCAAUAUUUUCAUAGAUCACCUUCCUGGACAGACGGAGGUUUAGGGUGGAGAAAUAUGUGGUCUCGACUUCAAGAAGAUGAUGCUGCUUGUCUUCAACUCCUACGAAUGUCACUACCAUGUUUUCGAACACUAUGUAACAUGCUACAAACGAAUUAUGGUCUUAAACCAACUUCAAAUGUAAGCAUUGAAGAAAGUUCAAAGAGAUGUUGGGUUGAGAUUUGGACGAAAUCAAGAGACUGUGAAAAGAAAAUUUAAAGAAGUUCUUAAAGCGACGAAAUUACUUGCAUGCGAUUAUAUCAGAACUCCAACAUGACAAGAACUAUACCGAAUUCCUUAAAAACUUCAAGUACAUCCAAACUAUUAUCCAUUUUUUAGUGGAUUUGUUGGAGCUAUGGAUGAGAGUCAUGUUUGCGUAAAAGUACCACUAGAAUUACAAGGAAUGUACUGGAAUCGGCACAAUAAUGCAUCGUUGAAUAUUAUGGCAAUUUGUGUUCUGAAUAUGCUAUUCACAUAUAUAUAUAGAAUGGAGCACCGGGAUCUUAUCAUGAUACAGCCGUUCUCACAAUGGCACAAGAAAGCGAUCCUGAAUUUCCUUUGCCUCCAAUGGAAAAGUAUUAUGUCGUUGACUCGAGUUAUCCAAACAUGCAAGGAUUUUUGGAUCCAUAUAAGUCAUCACGAAACAACGUUGUCAAAUAUCAUAUGUCACAGUUCAACUAUGGUCGUGCUCCAAGGAAUAAAGAAGAAUUAUUUAAUCGAUAUCAUGCGUCUCUACGUUCAGUUAUCGAGAGAACUUUUGGAGUUUGGAAGAAAAAAUGAAGGAUUCUUUGUGAUUUUCCAAGAUAUAGUAUCAACAUAAAUAAGAGAGUGGUCAUUGUUACAAUAUGAUUGCAUAAUUUUAUUAAGAUUUUAAAUUUUUCAGAUGCAGAUUUUGCUGAAGUUAUUGCAGAAACAGGAGGAUUCAACACACAAGCAGAGACUGAUUUUCAUACCGAUUUAGAUGAUGUGGAAACAAUUGAAGUGACAGAUGAAGUACAUAUGACGCAAAUAAUAGACAAUAUUGCAAAUAUGCUAUGGAAAAUCAAUAAAAUAAACUUAUUUUCUGAUUGUAAUUUACUUGUACUUUAUAAAAAAUGUAAAAUAAUUUUUUGUCAAAUAGAAUUUUAUAUUAUAUAUUCAGUCCUGUUUAGUUUAUAAACAUCAUUCAAGUAUUUUUCCGCACAUUUUAUUAUUUUGGUCACCAUUCACAUAUAUCUCAAACUGCUUACUUUAGACGAACCGCAUUUAUCGUGCCGUAUGCGUUUUUCUAACACCAACCGCAUAUAAACCGCACCUCACUAUCUAAUCCGCUUGUCCCGCACCGCUCAGUUCGAUGUUACCAUUCAGAGCCUUAUUUGUCCAAAAAAAAAGAGAAUCCACUUAUUUAUGAUUUGAUCAUAUAUGAUUUGAUUUGUUUGUUACUAACUCAGUGGGUAAAAAAAUCCACAUUAUGGUUAUGAAUGGAGACAUUUAAUUUGCGGAUUUCACUGUGGAUUUCGAAACAUUAUUGAAAAACGCUUUAAUGUCACCAAUCACACAAUUGCUUCUUUUUCUUGCGGUUUCCAAAAAUAUUAACAAAAACGCACACGACUUUCGGUGUCUCACAGAUAUAUAGGGUUAAUAUGAAUUACGGGAAAGCAAUAAAAAUGCUGUGGUUUCUCAAAAAACGCACAGAUUUAUAUAUCUAUAUUAUUUCGACUGCAAAUAUAUCUAUAUAUCUAUACUAUUCUAUGUACAUCCUUGUAACUUGUAAGCAAACUAAAUACACCUAUAUAAAGCAUUUAUGUGCAAACUAAAUGCACCUAUAUAAGCAUUUAUGUGUCUAGGUUCUUCAUGUAUUUAUCUCUCAAAUAUGUUAACCUUAGUCUAUACAUUUUAAAUAAUAACAAUUCAAUUAUAAUAUCAGAUUACCUAAAAUGAAAAUAAAAUUCUUAGAAAAUAGUUUAUAUUGUACAACAAUUUAUACUGUACAUUUAACAUUAAGAAAUUAAUAUUUAUUUUACAAAGUUGUAGUCAUGUUUUUAUAUAGGCAGCAAUCAUUGUUCGUCAAGAUAUAUAAUUUUUUUUAUAUAAAAACUUUAAUAUUCUUAUGAGUAUAUAUAAGGAUUUAAAAUUUGAUAUACAUAGGAUUUUUAUUUGUUAUUUAACACUUUGUUUACAAUAUCUUUUAAUUUGUAUUUAUAUUUUAAAAACAGUAGUUAAAUUUAUAUUAAUAUAUCUAUAUAUAUACAAAUUUUUAUUUUAGAUUAAUUUUAAUAUUUAAAAAUUAUAAAUAUGAAAAUAUUAUGACAGCAUUUUUUUGUCAAAACCGUACUAUUUUUUAUACCAAAUUUGCAGUUGUCCCGCUAACUGUAACGAUUGCACCGUAUCGCACUUAAAUUCUGGACCGCUUAUAUUAUUAAAACUGCCGUUAUCAUAUGGAGCCUGUAGGAAAGAAUAUAGAAGAAACAUUUAGGUUGUGAUUGGUGACCUGUGAUAUGCGGAUUUCAAAGCGGUUUUGGGAAAUACGCACUUCAUCUACCAUUCACAUUUUUGUGAUGGAAAAGCGUUUUUUUUUUUAAAAAAAAAUGAAAUCCGCUCACGCAUUUCUAGGCGACCAAAUACACAGAAGAUAAAAAUAACGCACUUCAAAUUGGUCCUCCACCCAAAACCAUGCGGUCCACUUAAAAAACGCCUUUGUACAGUAUUUAAUAAAUACUUUUUUUUAUUUUAGUUAAUAUUCUUGCCUAUAUAUUACUACUAGGCUAGGUUGAAAUCAUUCAAUUUAUAUCAUCACCUUGCGUUUCUUUUCUUUUUCCUGUGUAGCCAAACGAAAAAAAAAAUUAUUUAGAAGAACAUAUAGACAUUUAAAGGAAAAAAAAAGAAGACAUCUUGGUCAAAAGAGGAAGAGAGGAAGACGUCCUUUGCUCUGUACUUGGGAAAGAACAAAAGAAAAAAGAAAGCAAGACAUAUUGCUCAGAAAAGAAAGAAAAGAAGACGUGCUCUCUACCUUGGACAACAAGUGAAGAUGUCGUCAAAUCGCCAGCGAAAUACCAACUCUCGCAGACCAACAAAUUCAAACCAAACGGCGGAAGAUUCAACUCCUCCAGCAGAAGCAACAUUAAGGGCUUUUCGUAUAUGUCAAUUACGAGCACAAGGUAUACACAACCUAAGUUACGAAGAGAGAAUAGAAAUGUGGAAUUUGGAAAAUGAGCAGUUUGCAGAGUUAAUAAUCAAUCCAACUUUGACUUAUUAUCAUCGCUAUUUUGAAAGGGCACCAGUACAAACCGAUAGAGGUCUAGGUUGGAGAAAUAUAUGGCGACGACUACAAGAAGAUGAUGCUGCUUGUCUUCAGUUAUUACGAAUGUCACUGCCGUGUUUCUGCUCAUUGUGUGAUACACUACAAACAAGCUAUGGUCUACAACCAACACUAAAUGUAAGUAUUGAAGAAAGUGUUGCUAUGUUUCUACAGAUAUGUGGGCAUAAUGAAGUUCAAAGAGAUGUUGGCUUGAGAUUUAGUCGAAAUCAGGAGACGGUUCAAAGAAAAUUUAUGGAAGUUCUUACGGCAACAGAACUAUUGGCAUGCGAUUAUAUUAGAACUCCAACAAGACAAGAGCUAAUGCGAAUUCCUGAAAAACUUUACUCAGAUCGAAGAUAUUAUCCUUUUUUCAGUGGAUUCGUUGGAGCUAUGGAUGGGACUCAUAUAUGUGUAAAAGUGGAGCCUAAGUUACAAGGAAUGUAUUGGAAUCGACAUGAUAAUGCAUCUUUGAACAUCAUGGCAAUAUGUGAUUUGAAUAUGUUAUUCACAUAUAUAUGGAAUGGAGCACCGGGAUCUUGUCAUGAUACUGCUGUUUUGGCAAUGGCACAACAAAAUGAUUCUGAGUUCCCUUUGCCUCCACGAGAUAAAUAUUAUCUUGUUGAUUCAGGCUACCCAAACAAGCAAGGAUUUUUAGCUCCAUAUAGAUCAUCACGAAAUGGAGUUGUGAGAUAUCAUAUGUCUCAGUUCAACUCUGGUCCUGCUCCUAGAAAUAAACAAGAAUUAUUCAACCGGUAUCAUGCGUCUUUACGUUCUGUUAUUGAGAGGACAUUUGGAGUUUGGAAGAAAAAAUGGAGGAUUCUAUCUGAUUUUCCAAGAUACAAUGUCCACGUUCAAAAAAGAGUGGUAAUGGCUACAAUGGGAUUACAUAACUUUAUCAAAAUAUCAAACUACUCGGACGAAGACUUCGCAAAUACAAUGCAAGAUAUGAGACUGGAUAACGGAGAUCCAGAACCUGGUAUUGCUGAUACAGAAGAAAUUUAUACGGCACAGGGAGAACAAAUGGCACAAAUAAGAGAUACUAUUGCAAAUAUGUUGUGGGAAAAUCAAAAUAGUCGAUAGUAGUUUUUUUUUGUAUUUUACUUUUUUUAAAAAUAUAUAUGUAAUUUAAAUUUUUAAUUCAGGUGAAUUUUGGUAUUAAAAUUUUCUAAAUAAGAAAAAAAAAUUACAUCAAUAACAGUAAAGAAAAAAUUUUGAAUUUUAAAUUAUAUUGAUUUCAUUGAUAUUUUUGUUUAACAUGAUUUUUUUAAUUGUUCAAUUCCGCAAACUAUACAUGUUCACCAAUCAACACAAUUCCGCACCGCUAAUUUUAUCAAAACCGCACUUGUCCCGCAAACCGCACGAACCGCACUUGGACCGUACCGUACUUAAAUUCCGUCCCGCUAGUAUUACUAAUUCCGCGGUCACCAUUCGGACCCAUAAUUACAGAGUUAGCUAUUACAUAAAACUCAAACUCGUUAUGAUCCUCGUAUCUGAUCGCAAUAAACUCCGCUCUUAUCCAAAUUCCACAAUUCUGAAUUAGUGAGUUUAUAAACGGACACACCUCUUCAGACUUGGA
Messenger RNA from Brassica napus (rape), 5048 nucleotides. Its product is annotated as putative nuclease HARBI1. NCBI's taxonomy places the organism in Eukaryota, Viridiplantae, Streptophyta, Magnoliopsida, Brassicales, Brassicaceae. The transcript is spliced from 5 exons. The record is from RefSeq and is a predicted model, not a curated record. Bases 3203 to 4552 code for a protein of 449 amino acids.